Messenger RNA from Mollisia scopiformis, 1701 nucleotides. Its product is annotated as MFS general substrate transporter. The record is from RefSeq and is a predicted model, not a curated record. The transcript has 6 exons. Gene Ontology annotation, biological process: transmembrane transport. The coding region runs from base 1 to 1551 and encodes 516 amino acids. Gene Ontology annotation, molecular function: transmembrane transporter activity. NCBI's taxonomy places the organism in Eukaryota, Fungi, Ascomycota, Leotiomycetes, Helotiales, Mollisiaceae.
AUGGAGACCAAAUUGGACUUCCGACCAGCAGCAAACCCGCCCUGGAGAGAGAAUGAUAGUCCUCACAACGACCGUUCAUCUCAAGACGAUGUCGAGAAACAAUCCAUCCGCGAUCACGCUUCUUUGAAUGCGAUUUCCCCAGAGCAUGCAACACAAGACCCGAACAUUGUCGAUUGGGAGGGCCCUGAAGACUCGGAAAAUCCAAUGAAUUGGUCUUCUGCGAAGAAGAUCACAGCUAUUACCAUAGUUUCCACUCUUUCUUUCUUAUCCCCUCUGGGAUCUACCAUCACCGCGCCUGCGAGUGGAGAAAUCAUGGCGACAUUCCACUCAACAAACGAGACCAUAGCAGUAUUUGUGACUUCCGUCUACCUACUCGGCUACGUCUUCGGACCUCUCGUCCUGGCUCCUCUCUCCGAGUUAUACGGUCGCUCAAUCGUCUACAACACCUGUAAUUUUGGCUUUGUCAUCUGGACUGUUGCUUGUGCUCUUUCAAAUAAUCUGAGUGCUCUGAUUGUUUUUCGCUUUCUCGCUGGCGUUGCUGGGAGUGCUCCACCAACAAUUGGGGCAGGCUCAGUCGCGGACAUGAUUCCAUUACAGAAGAGAGGUAUGGCAAUGAUGGGUUGGAUCAUGGGGCCAGUGCUAGGACCUUCAGUCGGCCCACUGAUUGCUGGAUAUCUUACUCACGCCAAAGGAUGGCGAUGGAAUUUCUGGUUGGUGUCAAUACUCGCUGGUGCAGUGUUCUUAUUAAGUCUGCUCUUCCUGAAAGAAUCUCACGCUCCAACCAUUCUCGCACGAAAAACGAAGCGCCUCCGAAAAGAAACAGGCAACCCAAAUCUCCGAUCCGCUCUUGAUAGCGGCAAGGACCCCAAAGAACUUUUCAAAGUUUCCAUUGUACGGCCUCUCAAAAUGCUGUUCCUCUCGCCCAUAGUUCUACUCUUGUCUCUCUAUAUGGCCACCAUAUACGGUUACCAAUACCUCAUGUUUACAACAUUCCCACGAGUCUUUGAAGGACAAUAUGGCUUUACAGAUAGCAGUAUCGGGCUAGUGUAUCUGGGCAUCGGGGUCGGGUUUUUAGCUAGUUUGGUUAUCAGCGGUAUGGCAUCGGACCGUCUUGUUAAGUACCUGACAGAACGCAACGGUGGAAUAGCAAAGCCAGAAUAUCGACUCCCUCUCUUGUUUGUCGGCGCAGUUCUAGCUCCUAUUGGCUUGUUUAUGUACGGCUGGACAGCAGAGGAGAAGGUCCAAUGGAUUGCUCCCAUAAUCGGCUCCGCCAUGCUUGGUGGUGCUGGGUUCUUUAUAAUAGUAAGUCGGUAUCUUGUUGACGCUUACACCAUCUAUGCUGCGUCCGCAUCUGCUGCAGCUAUCGUUUCUCGCUCACUGCUUGGUGCUUUGCUUCCAUUAGCAGGGAAUAUCAUGUACAACGCGCUUGGUAUUGGUUGGGGCACAUCACUUCUAGGCUUCAUAGCAGUGGCCUUCGCGCCAGUCCCUUUGAUCUUCUGGAAGUUUGGGGAAAGAAUUCGAAACAGCGGGCUCUCACAGGUCAAAUUCUAAUCUGAGAACUGGACAAAACUGGACGCGAGUUAUAAAUAGCAGUAUUGGUGUAUAGCGGUUUAGGACAUCUCCACUUGUAGUAUUACUUUUAUGUAUUGGUGAGAGAAGUUCAACAGAAGGUGGAUAGAGAAAUAUUUGGUAAUGAUACUU